Molecule: messenger RNA, 1830 nt
Organism: Hemibagrus wyckioides
Lineage: Eukaryota; Metazoa; Chordata; Actinopteri; Siluriformes; Bagridae
Gene: ralbb
Product: v-ral simian leukemia viral oncogene homolog Bb (ras related)
Exons: 5
Coding region: 221-841 (206 amino acids)
Biological process (GO): Ras protein signal transduction
Cellular component (GO): plasma membrane
Molecular function (GO): GDP binding; GTPase activity; GTP binding
Source: RefSeq, a predicted model, not a curated record
GCGCCACUGCAUUUCCGGUGGAUGGGACGACGGACGAGUAGCAGUUUGGGAACAGGGGACGAUCUUCUUUGGAGAAUUACUGCCUGUUGUUACCUGAAACUGUGAGUCAAGUAAAGGUUUUGCGCUAAAAGCAGUUCAUUUUUCGAUUUUUAGACGUUUAAGUGAAGACGUCGGGUGACAUUUCGGGCCAAUUUAAAGAUUACCGUCUUCCAGAGCACACAUGGCAGCCAACAAGAGCAAGGGCCAGAGCUCUCUGGUGCUGCACAAGGUCAUCAUGGUGGGAAGUGGAGGAGUGGGCAAAUCAGCACUCACACUGCAGUUCAUGUAUGAUGAGUUUGUUGAAGACUAUGAGCCCACUAAAGCAGACAGCUAUAGGAAGAAGGUUGUGCUGGAUGGAGAGGAGGUUCAGAUCGACAUCCUGGACACGGCAGGACAGGAGGACUACGCAGCCAUUAGGGAUAAUUACUUCCGCAGCGGAGAGGGCUUCCUGCUAGUGUUCUCCAUCACAGAGCAGGAGUCGUUCAGUGCCACCUCCGAGUUCAGGGAGCAGAUCCUGCGUGUGAAGGCAGAGGAAGAUAAGAUUCCUCUGUUGCUAGUCGGAAAUAAAUCUGACUUGGAGGACAAGAGGCAGGUGUCUGUGACCGUAGCCCGGGAAAAAGCAGAUGAAUGGGGAGUGCAGUAUGUCGAAACCUCAGCAAAAACACGUGCCAAUGUCGAUAAGGUGUUUUUUGACCUAAUGAGGGAGGUGCGGGCUAAGAAGAUGGCUGAGAACAAGGACAAAAAUGGCAAGAAGAGCGGCAAGAAGAAAAAAAGCCUGAAAGACCGCUGCACAUUGCUUUGAGUCAGAAGAACACAGAAAAAAGCCUUACUCAGCACCAAGCCUUUCUGGUGGAAAUGCAAAACCUAAAAGCUGUUUUUUUUUUCCACUAUUGUGGCUAACUUUGCCAAAUCCAGACAGAGUAAAGAACUGUGAACAGAUGCCAUUGUUGUUCCUUGCUGACUCCAGUAAGGUUUAUGCAGCUGUCAUCCAUUUUUUUUUUCUUCUUAUUUUCUUCUGCCAUCAAACAACCAAGAUCCAACCAGCUGGACAUUCAUGCUAUUGUUUUGCCAUAUUACAACAACUUGCUCUCUCAGGCAUUUUAUUCUAUCAUUGGUUGUUGGCAGUGUCUCCUACUAAUAUAUGAAUCACUUACAUACAUUAAGUAUGUGUUAGAGUUACUGCAUUACUAUUUACCACUACUGCAUCUCAUAUUCUAUUAGCUAUCAGCACUAUUUAAUGAGAUAAACUAUCAUUUUAAAAUGAACGACCAUAGUUUAGCAACAAUCAUAUUGUGUUAGAUAAAUUUGAUUGUCUUUAGGUUAGUUUUUGCUGUUUGCUGCAGCACCUUUAAGGAAUAAACAAUCUGAACCUGAAUUCGUAGCACAGAGGUCAUUGUAUAAGUAGGAAAACAAGUGUAUAAUGUGUUGAAUACUCUAAUGAUGAGCUGUUGUUGAAUGCAGUGCUAUGGGGUGUUAAAUGAAGCAAGGUGGUCUGGUUAUAUAGAUAAUGGGAGUCAAAUGUAAAGAACAAUGCCUAUGGCUAAAUACACACUGUUAGCAUAUUAUAUGGCUAUCUGAGGAAAGCUGCUUGUUGUAAUACUGCUACGCUGUGUAUUAGUAUUUUCAAAGACUUCACUAUGCAAAGCCUACCACAUAUAUUGCUUUUAGUGUAAAUCACAAGUUUUUGUGAUAAACAUAUUUUUGUAAUUGAACCACUUUUUUUGUAUGAAUUGCUUUUCACUGAUUCACUGUAUGUUGAUAACAGACCAAAUAAACCCUAUUUGUUUAGUA